AUGACUGACAUUCUCAAUAUCGGAGAUGAGCCAAUCUUCGACGAUCGUAUCGUCAAGAUUGAGACUCACUCGUACAAUCCAUACGCCAACACUGCGUUAGGAUAUAGCGACGAAAUAAGGAUACCUAUACAGCAGCAGGAUUUAUACACGUUGCCGUACGAAAGUUUUCUUUACAUUGAGGGAAAACUUAAAAUAAAAGAACCAGCUGAGGGAUCCAAUGUGGUGUUAGGAAAUAAUUGCAUUGCGUUCAUGUUCGAUGAGAUUCGAUAUGAACUCAAUGGCGUGGAGAUUGAUCGCAACAGAAACGUAUUUGGAAUAACCAGCACGCUCAAGAACUAUGUUACUAUGUCAUCCGACAGAAGCGUAAUCGCGAGAAAUGCCGGCUGGGAUCCAUGGAAUUCUCCAAAUGGAUAUUUUAAUUUUUGUGUACCGCUCAACAUGCUAUUGGGAUUUUGCGAAGAUUAUAGACGUGCGGUGAUUAACGCUCGUCACGAGUUGAUUUUAAUACGAUCACGCAAUGACAACAAUUGUCUAAUUGGCGAUCCAGCGCGGCAGCCGGAAAUCGAAUUGCUCAAAGUACAGUGGCGAAUGCCGCAUGUGUCGUUGAGUGAGAAAAAUAAACUGUCGAUGCUACGUGCACUAGAAAGUGGGAAAUACCUGAGCAUGGCUUUUCGCUCGUGGGAUCUGUACGAGUUUCCACUAUUGCAGCUUACGACAAAGCAUUCAUGGGCCAUCAAGACCGCUACUCAGCUCGAGAAACCGCGAUAUGUCAUCUUCGCUUUACAGACUGGUCGGAAAAACAACAUGUCCGAGACUGCUAGUCGAUUCGACCAUUGCAAGUUAAACAACAUAAAACUCUACCUGAACUCGGAAUGCUACCCCUAUGAAGAUAUGAAUCUAGAUUUUGAUAGAAACAAAUGGGCUAUUCUCUACGACGCUUACGCACGUUUCUGUAAAACUUAUUACGGAUACGAUUAUCUCGAGCCUAAUCAAACUGUUACGAUGUUUCGACAAAAUGGCCCUUACAUAAUUAUCGAUUGUUGUCGGCAAAACGAAUCGAUCAAGAGCCGUGGAUGUGAGAUUGGAAUUUGA
Messenger RNA from Solenopsis invicta (red fire ant), 1092 nucleotides. RefSeq lists its product as uncharacterized. NCBI's taxonomy places the organism in Eukaryota, Metazoa, Arthropoda, Insecta, Hymenoptera, Formicidae. The coding region runs from base 1 to 1092 and encodes 363 amino acids. The transcript has a single exon. The record is from RefSeq and is a predicted model, not a curated record.